Molecule: messenger RNA, 1439 nt
Organism: Mangifera indica (mango)
Lineage: Eukaryota; Viridiplantae; Streptophyta; Magnoliopsida; Sapindales; Anacardiaceae
Product: RHOMBOID-like protein 1
Exons: 6
Coding region: 71-1276 (401 amino acids)
Biological process (GO): proteolysis
Cellular component (GO): membrane
Molecular function (GO): serine-type endopeptidase activity
Source: RefSeq, a predicted model, not a curated record
GCAUUGUUUAUACACAGUUAUCAAUUAAAUCCACGUUGCUUGUUCUGAGUAAGUGAAUGAAACAUCCGUCAUGCCCAGUCAAGGUGCAGGAGGAGGAGGAGGACCUUCCAUGGCAUCGACGUCGGGGACGAUGGCUACGGCACCGACGCCCUUGAGAAGAGUAUCAGCGUCUGCGUCGGCAACAUCAGCUAUGUCGCCGUCCUCUCCGACGCCGAGGCCGUCGCAGGCGGAUGAUUGGGGCGAACCCAGGUCGUUUAAGCGGCAUUUUACUUGGCUGGUACCUGCAUUCAUUGUAGCUAACAUUAUUGUGUUUAUAAUUACAAUGUAUGUUAAUGACUGUCCGAAGUAUACUGGGAGUUCUUGUUUGGGAAAAUCUUUGGGGAGAUUUUCGUUUCAGCCUAUGAAACAGAACCCGCUUCUUGGACCUUCUACUCCGACAUUAGACAAGAUGGGUGCUUUGGUAAUAGAAAAGGUGACAAAACAACACCAGACAUGGCGGCUUUUUACUUGUGUGUGGUUGCAUGGUGGGGUUUUUCAUCUACUUACAAAUAUGUUAAGUCUACUAUUCAUUGGAAUUCGGCUUGAACAAGAAUUUGGGUUUGUCCGAAUCGGGUUGCUUUAUGUCAUAUCUGGCUUCGGUGGAGGUAUAAUCUCAGCUCUUUUUCUUCGGCAAAGCAUCUCUGUUGGCGCCUCUGGUGCACUUUUUGGGUUAUUGGGAGCCAUGCUUUCUGAGCUUAUUGCUAAUUGGACCAUAUAUGCAAAUAAGUUUGCAGCAAUGCUGACCCUGAUUUUCAUCAUCACGGUAAAUUUGGCCAUGGGAAUCCUUCCGCAUGUGGACAACUUUGCUCAUAUUGGAGGGUUUCUUUCUGGUUUUCUUCUUGGAUUUGUGUUACUGAUCCGCCCCCAGUUUGGAUGGGUUAGACAAAGAAGUGUCCCUCCAGGAUACAUUGUAACUUCAGUCAAGUCUAAACAUAGGACGUAUCAGUAUGUACUGUGGAUUCUCUCAGUGAUCAUAUUGAUUGUCGGAUUUACACUUGGUCUGGUUCAGCUAUACCAUGGAGUUAACAUGAAUGAUUAUUGUUCCUGGUGUCAUUACAUGAGUUGUGUCCCUACCUCAUUAUGGAAUUGCAAAGCACAAGUGUAUUGUCAGUCAACCCAGGUUGGAAAUCAAGUGAAUCUGACAUGCAGUGACACUGGAAAAAGCAACAUUUAUCCAUUGUACGCGGCUGAUAAUCUUAUAAAGCUUGACGAUCUAUGUUCUGAGUUUUGCAGUUGAUACAGAGCAUGAAGGAUAAGAUUAGAGGUUGCUUUAAACAAUUUGUUGUAAGUUAUUUGUGAUCUGUAGAAAACGUGGUGUUCUGUAUCUGUAGAUUACAUUCUUCGGCAAUAAUUUUUCCAAUCCUUCAAUUGUUGACAUAGAUCUUCUUGCUGUUCCUCAA